This is a messenger RNA of Arachis stenosperma, 4145 nucleotides long. Its product is annotated as putative phospholipid-transporting ATPase 9. Gene Ontology annotation, biological process: phospholipid translocation. NCBI's taxonomy places the organism in Eukaryota, Viridiplantae, Streptophyta, Magnoliopsida, Fabales, Fabaceae. The transcript has 12 exons. The record is from RefSeq and is a predicted model, not a curated record. Gene Ontology annotation, molecular function: magnesium ion binding; ATP binding; ATP hydrolysis activity. Gene Ontology annotation, cellular component: plasma membrane. Bases 349 to 3969 code for a protein of 1206 amino acids.
GGGAAAUGAGAUCAUGCGACACGGUUUUCCAGAAAGAGAGACGCCUUGAGCUUUAUGCAGAUUGCAGUACCGUGUCAACUGAAUGCUUCAUCAGUUUGUUACCAUUUCCACUUCUGCGUUUGGUUUUGGAUUUGGAUUUCGAAUUUCAGUUUCUUCUUCCUCAGGACACAUAACUACUCAUUUCUUUGUCUUCCUUCCAAACAGACAAAUUUAAGGAUCUUCGUAUCUUCCAAUGUUCGCACAAUUUCCUGCUCUCUCUCUCUCUCUCUACUUUUCAUAGGACACUUGGCGCGGCAUCAUCAUACGUGAAUGUUGUAUUUGGAUUAAUUAGAAUUAGAUCAAAGAAGAAUGAGGGGUCGUAGGAGGAUGAGGAAGAUCCGUUUGAGCAAGAUCUAUUCAUUUGCAUUGUGUGGUAAAGGAACCUUAGAGGGAGAACAUUCACAGAUUGGGGGGCAGGGUUUUUCCAGGGUGGUGUUCUGCAAUGAGGAAGGGGUUAUGCAAAAUUAUUCAGAUAAUUCUGUGAGGUCCACAAAAUAUACUGCUGUCAGUUUCUUGCCAAAGUCACUGUUUGAGCAGUUUAGGAGGGUUGCUAAUUUCUAUUUCUUGGUCAUUGGUGUCUUGGCAAUGACAAAGCUUGCUCCUUACACUGCUGUCAGCGCAAUCGUUCCUCUCUGUGUCAUCGUUGGGGCGACCAUGAUCAAAGAGGGUAUUGAAGAUUGGCGUCGCAAGACACAGGAUAUUGAGGUGAACAAUAGAAAAGUCAAAGUGCAUAAAGGUGAUGGUGUUUUUGAAUAUACCGAAUGGAAGAAUCUGAGGGUGGGGAAUAUAGUUAAGGUAGAGAAGGAUAAUUUUUUCCCUGCAGACCUCCUAUUGCUUUCAUCUAGUUAUGAGGAUGCAGUGUGUUAUGUUGAGACCAUGAACUUAGAUGGAGAGACAAAUUUGAAGUUAAAACAAGGAUUGGACGUAACUUCUUCCUUACAGGACGACUCCAACUUCCGUGAUUUUAAGGCUGUAGUUAAAUGUGAAGACCCAAAUGCAAAUUUGUACUCAUUUAUUGGGAGCCUGGAGUUUGAAGAGCAAAAAUAUCCCCUUUCUCCUCAGCAACUUCUUUUGAGAGACUCCAAACUUCGUAAUACAGACUAUGUAUUUGGAGCCAUCAUCUUCACUGGUCAUGACACCAAGGUCAUUCAAAACUCUACUGACCCCCCUUCGAAAAGAAGCAAAAUUGAGAGAAAGAUGGACAGAAUUAUUUAUUUCUUGUUUUGUCUUUUGUUUCUAAUUGCAUUUGUUGGAUCUAUUCUCUUUGGCAUUGCAACUAAGGAUGACUUGGACAACGGGGUGAUGAAAAGAUGGUAUCUGAGGCCCGAUGAUUCCACGAUAUUCUUUGAUCCAAAAAGAGUUGCUUCAGCUGCCAUAUUUCAUUUUUUGACUGCUUUAAUGUUAUACGGCUUCUUCAUUCCUAUCUCCUUGUAUUUUUCUAUCGAAUUGGUGAAAGUCCUUCAAAGCAUCUUCAUCAAUCAAGAUGUCCAUAUGUACUAUGAAGAAGCAGACAAGCCAGCCCAUGCCCGCACUUCAAACUUGAAUGAGGAACUAGGCCAAGUUGAUACUAUACUUUCUGAUAAAACUGGAACUCUGACCUGCAACUCAAUGGAGUUCAUCAAAUGUUCCAUUGCUGGAGUAGCUUAUGGCCGAGGUGUUACAGAGGUUGAGCAGGCCAUGGAUAGAAAAAUUGGUUCUCCUUUGACUCAUGAGCAGGUUUAUGGGACAGAAUCAGAAUCAGAUGAAAACAGGAAGUCUUCUGAUAGAAAAACACGCAUCAAAGGUUUUAACUUUACGGAUGAAAGGAUAAUGAAUGGGAACUGGGUUAAUGAGCCUCAUGCAGAUGUUAUACAGAAAUUUUUUCGCGUAUUGGCAAUCUGUCACACCGCCAUACCGGAAGUGGAUGAAGAUACAGGAAAUGUCUCAUAUGAGGCUGAAUCUCCAGAUGAAGCUGCAUUUGUGAUUUCUGCUAAAGAAAUUGGUUUUGAAUUCUUUAAAAGGACUCAGACUAGUUUAUCAGUUAAUGAAUGGGAUCCAGUUUCUGGAGACAAAGUGGAAAGAAUGUACCAGCUUCUUAAUGUAUUAGAAUUCAAUAGCUCAAGGAAGCGAAUGUCGGUAAUAGUAAAAGAUGAAGAAGGGAGAAUUUCGCUACUCUGUAAAGGUGCUGACAGUGUCAUGUUUGAAAGGCUUGCCUUGAAUGGGAGAGAGUUUGAAGAUAAAACCUUGGAGCAUGUGCAGCAAUAUGCUGAUGCAGGUCUAAGGACCCUGAUACUGGCCUAUCGUGAACUUGAUGAGAAUGAAUACAAGGAGUUCAAUAAUGCAUUUUACGAAGCGAAAAAUUCAGUUACUGCAGAUCAGGAGACGCUAAUUGAGGAAGUAUCAAAUAAAAUUGAGAGGAAUCUAAUCCUUCUAGGUGCCACUGCUGUAGAGGACAAGCUACAAAAUGGGGUUCCUGAUUGCAUUGAAAAGCUUGCUCGUGCUGGAAUUAAGAUUUGGGUUUUAACUGGGGACAAAAUGGAGACUGCCAUUAAUAUUGGUUUUUCUUGUAGUUUGCUUAGACAAGGGAUGAGACAGAUUAUAAUUCAUUUGGAUGCUCCAGAAAUUCAAGCAUUGGAGAAGGGUGGUGACAAGAUGGCUAUUUCCAAGGCAUCAAGGGAAAGUGUCCACCGUCAGAUAUCAGAAGCUGCUCUCCAGCUUACUGCAUCCAGAGGAGCCUCUCAGCAGGCAUUUGCUCUGAUUAUUGAUGGAAAGUCACUUGCAUAUGCUCUGGACGAUAAUAUGAAUAACAUGUUUCUGGAGCUCGCAAUUCGUUGUGCAUCAGUUAUCUGCUGUCGCUCGUCACCCAAGCAAAAGGCACUGGUUACUAAAUUAGUCAAAUCUGGAACCCGUAAAACAACUUUAGCUAUUGGUGACGGAGCUAAUGAUGUGGGAAUGCUUCAAGAAGCAGAUAUAGGGAUUGGAAUCAGUGGUUUCGAAGGGAUGCAGGCUGUGAUGUCCAGUGAUAUUGCAAUCGCACAGUUCUGGUAUUUGGAAAGAUUGCUUCUUGUACAUGGUCAUUGGUGUUACCGGAGGAUAUCAUCAAUGAUUUGUUACUUUUUCUACAAGAACAUCACAUUUGGCUUCACUUUAUUCUUGUACGAGGUGUAUGCAUCCUUCUCUGGAGAGCCUGCAUACAAUGAUUGGUUUUUGUCUCUCUACAGUAUCCUCUUUUCGUCGCUUCCCGUGAUUGCCCUUGGGGUCUUUGAUCAGGAUGUAUCCGCGAGGUACUGUCUAAAGUUUCCUAAAUUAUACCAACAAGGAGUGCAAAAUGUCCUCUUCCGCUGGCGCCGGAUCCUCAGCUGGAUGCUCAAUGGAUUCAUUAGUGCGACAAUGGUUUUCUUCUUUUGCAUAAAAGCAAUGGAGGUUCAGGCCUUCGAUGAAAAGGGAAGAACCGCAGGGCGUGAUAUAUUGGGAGCAACCAUGUACACUUGUGUAGUUUGGAUUGUGAACCUGCAGAUGGCACUUACUAUAAGAUACUUCACAUUGAUUCAACACAUUUUCAUCUGGGGUUCCAUUGCUCUGUGGUAUCUAUUCCUCCUUGUGUACGGAGCAAUGCCUUCCAAGAUUUCAGGAAAUGCAUACAAAGUCUUCAUUGAGACGCUGGCUCCUUCACCUUCCUAUUGGUUUGUGACAUUCUUUGUGGUGUUCUCAACACUUAUACCAUACUUUUCAUACUCAGCAAUUCAGAUGAAGUUCUUUCCCAUGUACCAUGAAAGGGUACAGUGGAUAAGGUAUGAAGGAAAGAAGAAAAACAAUGAUCCUGAAAACCAUGUGUUGCGGCAGAAGUCAUUGCAGCUAACAACUAUGGGUUCAAAUGCAGGUUUUGCAGCUAAUGUUAAUCAUAGUAUAGAUAUAGAUACAGAUGUAGAUAGAACAACCAACAGAAGAUGAUAAUAUUUUGUUUAUUUUAUUUUUUGAAUUAUUAUUUUUUGCAUGGUACAGAAGAGGUAGAACUGUGAUUUUUAAUUUUUAUUAGACUAUUAGACAGCCAACCCUAAUGUAGAUCACGAUUACUGCAUUGACAAAUAAUUAGUGGAUUACUAAGCUUCCUGAUUAGAUCAUAAAUA